Ceratina calcarata is the source of this 1351-nucleotide messenger RNA. Its product is annotated as leucine-rich melanocyte differentiation-associated protein. Gene Ontology annotation, molecular function: protein binding. The record is from RefSeq and is a predicted model, not a curated record. Bases 475 to 1230 code for a protein of 251 amino acids. NCBI's taxonomy places the organism in Eukaryota, Metazoa, Arthropoda, Insecta, Hymenoptera, Apidae. The transcript is spliced from 4 exons.
GCAUUUCAACAAAUAUAUCGUUAAUUGAUACGCGACAUUUGGAACGGUGCUAAUAUACAAGCUGUCAGUUACAUAACUACUCCCCUACUUCUCUAACCUAACCUCCGUCUUUGUUCGAAUUGUAACAAACAUACAAUCCGUUUUCGUUCGCUAUCUUAUCAUUGCGAUCAGAUAAGUGAAUAAGUUUUAUAUGACACCUUCGCUGAACGGGAGUUCAGUAUUAUUCAUACCAUCGGCAGACUCACUAUGGUGCAACCAAUUACUGUAUUCAUUGCAUAUUACACUGAAGCCUUACAGCCUUACACUAUUUACGCAAUAUUAUCUGUCAAUGCAAGCUGUAGCUUCAACCGACGUUAGGGUUCAAUAUAAUAUAUGUAGAUAAAUGUAGUGAGUGACAAGUGUAUUGCAUGAUUCUAUUCCAUUGAUUGUUCAUUGGAAGUUAUUUCCUCUUAAGGUGAUAAAAGUCGAGGCAUAAUGUUGGAUUACGGUGAUUUAGAUUUGCAAAAAGAAGAAGACGAAGUGGAACAAUUUGCCAUGACUUCCUUAGGCAAACUAAUAUUUGUAGACAUACAUUGUAGGCAUCCAAAGUCUUUAUCUUCAGAUAAACCGUCUGUAGAUACCAUUGAUUCCUUAUCACUUGCUUUCGAAGACCUUUUUUACAUGCCGUUUGACAUUAUUGAAAAUUACAGUCACACUUUACGUACGUUGGACAUUAGCCAUAAUAAGUUCAGUAGAAACUUGCAAUUUUUGGGUGAAUUCGACAAUUUAACGUCUCUGAACUUAGAUCACAAUAACGUUGACGAUUACACUGUAUUCCCGCAUAUGCCGAAACUUCAACUUCUCUGGUUAAAUCAUAAUAAUAUAGAGGAACUCUAUCCGUUUAUUAAGAAUCUCUAUGAGAGUCUACCAAACCUCAGAUAUCUAUGUCUUAUGGGAAACAAGGCAGCACCGAGUUAUUUAAAUGGUGGGACCUUUUAUGACUAUCUUCAAUACAGGUUGUACGUGAUAUCCUGGUUUCCGCAUUUGGUACAUCUGGAUGACAGGAACGUGACAACGGAGCAACGGCAAGAAGCGAGAAGGCUUUUCAAGCGGCCGAUGUUAGAAAAUCUAACUGAGCACGCUCCUCUGCCAGAAUGCAUUAAACAUCUGCACAAUAAAAUUACAAAUAUGUUUUCCAAACCGACACUGCCCUGCAAAUUAAAGCCUAGAGGAACAAACUUCAUCGUUUAAAACGAUAUUAAAUUAUCAUCGAUAUAAUCCUGCUCAGAAGUAGUCUAAUUUUGUAAAAUCAAAAUAUUCUUCGAGAUAUACUAUUUUUAUUUGCUCAGAAAUGUUUUAUACCGAUGGUAAU